GGCACGCUUUCAAAGGUGUUUCAGGAUGAGCGAGAGUGAUGCUCUUUUCGAUGACGUAUAUGAGCUUCAUGAAAUUAUUGGAAAAGGGCCUUUCAGCGUUAUACGACGAUGUACACGUAGAGAUACUGGUACUGAGUAUGCAGUUAAAAUAGUUGAUGUUGUAAAGUUUACAAGUAGUCCAGGACUUUCUACAGCAGAUUUGAAACGUGAAGCGAGUAUUUGCCACUUAUUGAAGCAUCCACAUAUUGUUGAAUUAGUAGAAACUUACAGUAGUGAUGGAAUGUUAUACAUGAUAUUUGAAUAUAUGAAAGGUGCUGAUUUGGCAUUUGAAAUUGUGAAACGUGCAACAGCUGGCUUUGUUUAUAGUGAAGCAGUGGCAAGUCAUUAUCUACGACAAAUUCUAGAAGCUAUACAUUAUUGUCAUGAGAAUAAUAUUAUUCAUCGUGAUUUAAAACCACAUUGUGUUGUCUUAGCAAGUAAAGAGAAUUCAGCACCUGUAAAACUUGGCGGUUUCGGUCUAGCCAUACAUCUAAAUUUGGAUACAAAUCAAGUGAAUGGAGAUUCACCGAUAACGGUUGAUCAAGAAAUUUUUGUUUCUCUACGUUCUGAUCAGUGUGGUCGCAUUGGAACUCCACAUUAUAUGGCUCCUGAAAUGAUUCGUCAUGAACCAUAUGGAAAAGCUGUAGAUGCAUGGAGUUGUGGUGUUUUAUUGUUUCUUCUACUUAGUGGUUCUUUACCGUUUUAUGGAACACGAGAUGUUUUAUUUACACAAAUAGUCUCUGGACGUUACCACCGUCAACCUCAAGUAUGGAAUAUGAUAUCACCGGAAGCAAGAGAUUUAGUAUCACGUUUAUUAGAAGUGGAUCCAACACAGAGAUUAACAAUUGAAGAAGCUUUACGUCAUCCAUGGAUUAGUCAAAAAGCUCGUGCAUCUAAAACACAUCUACAUGAAACAGUUGAAGAAAUGAGACGUUUUAAUGCUAGGCGCAAACUUAAGGGAGCUAUUCUAGCUGCCGUUUCAAGUACAAAAUGGGCAAGCUUCUACACUGAGCCGAACAUUCUCUCUGAUGACGAUAUUUUAGAUGAAGAUGAUGAAGUCACAUCAGCUGCUGUUAGUGCUGUAUUAGACAGUUUUGAAGAGAUGCAAUGUCUUACAGAAUGUUUUGAAAAAGAUUCUGAUCUAUUUCAACCAGUAUUUGAAGAUGAACAUUUACAUUGUUUAUUAGAGCUCUAUGAUCAUAUUAACACACAUUCACCAGGCAGUGAUUUUCAUGUUCCUGCUGAUGCAACAGAAAUUUGGGCUAAAAUAUUAACAGAAUUAUCCGUAUUGAAUAAGACAGAAAUGAUGUCAACUGUUGAAGAAUUAAAAUUUUAUAUGAAACAACCUCACUUUCGUGCAUUAUUACAAACGUAUGAUGUAAUAGCUCAAGAAGUUUAUGGCCCUGAAGCUAUUCGUGUCACUCCACCACCAUUGUCAUCAUUUUUAAAUGGUGAUGAAGAUGAUCAUAUGGAAUCAGAUACAGAUCAACCACAAGUAACACGUGUACGUUUGGUACAAUUUCAAAAGAAUACAGAUGAACCAAUGGGUAUUACAUUAAAGCUAAAUGAAGAGAAUAAGUGUAUUGUUGCAAGGAUUCUACAUGGUGGAAUGAUACAUCGACAAGGUACUUUACAUGUUGGAGAUGAGCUACGUGAGAUUAAUAAUGAACCGGUAGCUGGUCGAUCUGUUGAACAUCUACAACGUUUAUUGCGUAAUGCUCGUGGAAAUGUGAGUUUGAAAAUUAUUCCCAGUUAUAGAACACAUCCAUUACAAUGUGAAAUCUAUGUUCGUGCAAUGUUUGAUUAUAGUCCUGAAAAUGAUGAUUUAAUACCAUGUAGUCAAGCUGGUAUACAUUUUCAUGUUGGAGAUAUAUUACAAAUUAUUAGUAAAGAUGAUCAUAAUUGGUGGCAAGCUCGUUUAUGGGGUUCGGAUUGUCAAGCACCAGCGGGUUUAAUUCCUAGUCCAGAAUUACAAGAAUGGCGUAUGGCAAAUAAAGCAGCUGAAUUAUCACGUGAAAUGGGUAUUACACAUUGUGGUGCAUGGUUUAAACGUCGUAAACGUCAUUUUAAAGAUAAAUACAAAAAUAAACAUUCAGCUAUUUAUGAUCAAUUAGAUUUAGUUACUUAUGAAGAAGUUGUCAGAUUACCACAAUUUCGUCGUAGAACAUUAGUAUUACUUGGUGCACAUGGUGUUGGACGACGUCAUAUUAAAAAUUGUUUAAUUCAAUCAUCACCGGAUAAAUUUGCAUAUCCUAUUCCUCAUACAACUCGUACACCACGUAAAGAUGAAGUGAAUGGAAAAAAUUAUUACUUUAUUUCACAUGAUGAAAUGAUACGUGAUAUUGCUAAUAAUGAAUACUUAGAAUAUGGUUCACAUGAAGGAGCAAUGUAUGGUACAAAAUUGGAUACAAUAAGACAAAUACAUGCAACUAGUUUAAUUGCUAUAUUGGAUGUUGAACCACAAGCAUUGAAAAUAUUACGUACUGCUGAAUUUGCUCCAUGUAUUGUAUUCAUUGCAGCUCCAACUCUCACUAAUAUCACUAAUGGACAGAAUAAUAACAAUAAUAAUAACAAUAAUGGUAAUGAUAAUGAUGAAAGUCUUGAAAGAUUAACACGUGAAAGCGCAUUAUUAGAACAACAUUAUAGUCAUUUUUUCGACUUAAAAAUUAUUAACAAUGAUAUUGAAGAAACAAUUACUCAACUUAAACGUGUAAUAGAUGACUUUCAAAUUACUCCACAAUGGAUACCAGUUACAUGGGUCUAUUAAGUAUGAUUCAUUUAAUCAUGAUUAUACAAUGUUGUGAAUAAUGUUACAAUUGGACGAAAUGGUUUUGUUUCUUUCAACUUCUCAUUGUUCUUAUUAUCAAUUGGAUGGUUACUUUUCAUAGAAUGUGCUUUCUUCUUUAUAAAUUCUUCUUUUCUCUCUCUCCCC
This is a messenger RNA of Schistosoma bovis, 2971 nucleotides long. Lineage: Eukaryota; Metazoa; Platyhelminthes; Trematoda; Strigeidida; Schistosomatidae. The record is from the annotation of a GenBank genome assembly.